AUGACUGAGUGGGCGACCCCCACCGGCUGCACCCGAGCCCCCCAGGCAAACCCCAACCCCGAGCAGCCAGCAGCAGGGGCCGGGACACCGGCUCCUCUCCACCCCGCCGUAAGCCACAAGGCCAGGGACACCCCCUCCCUCCCAACACCCCGCAGCCCCCGGGGGGCCUCCCGCUCGGCUCGGCCCGGGGGUGGGAAAGGACCAUGGAGGGGCGGGCGGUCCCUGCCCGCCCUGGGGGGGAGCGAAGCUCGGCAGCCCCCUCCCCCGCCUGCCCGCCGGCUGCUGCCGCCGCCGCCGCCUUUCCUCGCCGCCCGGCCAGGCUACGCCGCCUGUGCCACCGCCGCCUCCAUCUUGGGGUCUCUCCUCCCUCACACACACCCGCGCCGGGGUCGCGGGAAGGUGACCGGGCAGGCGGGAAGGAGCCGAGGGAGGCGGGUGCGCUACAGCCUGCGGACCCCCGCUCCAUCCCCGAGUGGCGAGAGCGGCCCCGCGGCCCCUCGCCGAGAAGCGGGUGGCGACGGAGAACCCCUCUAUAAGGGGAACGGGAAGCGCCGUGUCAGCCCGGCCCCCCCUUUGCCGCCAUCUUGCCCCCCCUUCUUCGCAGCGUCUGUGGGCGCCCCGCCCACCUUCUCCCACACUAUUGGCCCAGGCGGGGUUCCUUAG
This is a messenger RNA of Indicator indicator, 663 nucleotides long. Its product is annotated as myosin IC heavy chain-like. The transcript is spliced from 3 exons. Lineage: Eukaryota; Metazoa; Chordata; Aves; Piciformes; Indicatoridae. The record is from RefSeq and is a predicted model, not a curated record. The coding region runs from base 1 to 663 and encodes 220 amino acids.